This is a messenger RNA of Saccharomycopsis crataegensis, 2496 nucleotides long. RefSeq names its product AAA family ATPase CDC48 (gene CDC48). Gene Ontology annotation, biological process: retrograde protein transport, ER to cytosol; mitotic spindle disassembly; autophagosome maturation. The record is from RefSeq and is a predicted model, not a curated record. The coding region runs from base 1 to 2496 and encodes 831 amino acids. Gene Ontology annotation, cellular component: nucleus; cytosol; VCP-NPL4-UFD1 AAA ATPase complex. The transcript has a single exon. Lineage: Eukaryota; Fungi; Ascomycota; Saccharomycetes; Ascoideales; Saccharomycopsidaceae. Gene Ontology annotation, molecular function: polyubiquitin modification-dependent protein binding; ATP binding; ATP hydrolysis activity.
AUGGCUAAAGACGAAGAAAAGCCUUUGCUCGAUGCCUCUGGCGCUGAACCAAAGGGAGAUGAUUCUACCGCUACCGCCAUUCUUCGUCGCAAGAAGAAGGAAAAUCAAUUGAUUGUCGAUGAUGCUGUUAACGAUGAUAACUCUGUUAUUACCAUUUCUUCCAACACUAUGGAAAGAUUGAACUUGUUCCGUGGUGAUACCGUCCUUGUAAAGGGUAAAAAGAGAAAAGAUACUGUUCUUAUUGUUUUGUCUGAUGACGACAUGGAAGAUGGUGUGGCUCGUGUUAACCGUGUUGUCAGAAAUAACUUGAGAAUCAGAUUGGGGGACAUUGUUUCAGUAUUGCCAUGUCCUGAUAUCAAGUAUGCCACUAGAAUUUCGGUAUUGCCAAUUGCUGACACCGUCGAAGGGUUAACUGGCUCUUUAUUUGAUGUCUUUUUGAAACCAUAUUUCGUGGAAGCUUAUAGACCAGUCCGUAAAAAUGAUCAUUUUAUUGUUCGCGGUUCUAUGCGUCAAGUGGAAUUCAAAGUGGUGGAAGUCGAACCAAGUGACUAUGCCAUCGUUGCGCAAGAUACAAUCAUUCACUGUGAAGGUGAACCAAUCAACCGUGAAGAUGAGGAAAAUAAUAUCAGCGAGGUUGGUUACGAUGAUAUUGGUGGUUGUAGAAAACAAAUGGCCCAAAUUAGAGAAUUGGUUGAAUUGCCAUUGAGACACCCUCAACUAUUUAAGGCCAUCGGUAUUAAACCACCAAAGGGUAUCCUUAUGUAUGGUCCUCCAGGUACCGGUAAAACCUUGAUGGCCCGUGCAGUCGCCAACGAAACUGGUGCAUUUUUCUUUUUGAUUAACGGUCCAGAAAUCAUGUCUAAAAUGGCUGGUGAAUCAGAAUCUAAUCUUAGAAGUGCGUUCGAAGAAGCGGAAAAGAAUGCUCCAUCUAUUAUCUUUAUUGAUGAAAUUGAUUCCAUUGCUCCAAAGAGAGACAAGACCAAUGGUGAAGUUGAGCGCCGUGUAGUUUCCCAAUUGUUGACUUUGAUGGACGGUAUGAAGGCCAGAUCAAAUAUUGUUGUCAUUGCUGCCACUAAUAGACCAAAUUCCAUCGACCCAGCUCUUAGAAGAUUCGGUAGAUUUGAUAGAGAAGUUGAUAUUGGUAUUCCUGAUGCUACUGGCCGUUUGGAAGUUUUGAGAAUUCACACCAAGAACAUGAAAUUGGCUGAUGAUGUCGAUUUGGAAACCAUUGCUGCUGAAACCCAUGGUUACGUUGGUGCUGAUAUCGCCUCUUUGUGUUCUGAGGCCGCCAUGCAACAAAUCAGAGAAAAGAUGGAUCUUAUUGACUUGGAUGAAGAAACUAUUGAUGCCGAAGUUUUGGAUUCUUUGGGUGUUACCAUGGACAACUUUAGAUUUGCUCUUGGUAACUCUAACCCAUCUGCCUUGAGAGAAACCGUCGUUGAAUCUGUUAAUGUUACUUGGGAUGACAUUGGUGGUUUGGAUAAGAUUAAAGAAGAAUUGAAGGAAACUGUCGAAUAUCCUGUGUUGCACCCAGAUCAAUAUACCAAGUUUGGUCUUUCGCCAUCCAAGGGGGUUCUUUUCUUCGGGCCUCCAGGUACUGGUAAGACCUUGUUGGCUAAGGCGGUUGCCACCGAAGUGUCUGCUAACUUCAUUUCCGUUAAAGGUCCAGAGUUGUUAUCCAUGUGGUUUGGUGAAUCUGAAUCUAACAUUAGAGAUAUUUUUGACAAGGCUCGUGCUGCUGCACCAACUGUGGUGUUUUUGGAUGAGUUGGACUCCAUUGCUAAGGCUCGUGGUGGUUCGGUUGGUGAUGCUGGUGGUGCCACCGAUCGUGUUGUCAAUCAAUUAUUAACAGAAAUGGAUGGUAUGAAUGCCAAAAAGAAUGUUUUUGUCAUUGGGGCCACCAACAGACCAGAUCAAAUUGACCCAGCUUUGUUGCGUCCAGGUAGAUUGGAUCAAUUGAUUUAUGUGCCAUUGCCAGACGAACAAGCCAGAUUAUCGAUUUUGAAAGCCCAAUUGCGUAAUACUCCUUUGGAACCAGGCUUGAAAUUGGAAAAGAUUGCCAAGAUCACCCAUGGCUUCUCUGGUGCUGAUUUGAGUUAUAUUGUUCAAAGAUCUGCGAAAUUUGCCAUUAAGGAUUCGAUUGAAGCCAACAUUGAACGUUCCAAGGCCAAGGCCAAGGCUGAGGCAGAAGCUGAAGAUGAUGUGAAGAUGGAAGGUGCUGCCACUGAAGAAGAAGAAGAAGAAGAUCCAGUUCCAUACAUUACACAUGCCCAUUUCGAAGAAGCUAUGAAGACUGCGAAGAGAUCUGUUAGUGACGCUGAAUUGAGACGUUAUGAAGCUUAUGCUCAACAAUUGCAAGCUAGUAGAGGUCAAUUCAGCAACUUUAGUAUGGAUGAAGGACAGGCUCUUGGAGCAUCUGGUGCUGCAACAGGGUCUGCUAGUGGUGCUGCUGCUCAUGCUGCUGCUGAGGAAGAUGACGAUGAUCUUUAUAGUUGA